AUGAAGGCUCCUCGGACCUGGAUCUCAUUUCUACUCUUGGCCCUGCUGGGCUGCGCGGACGCGUACACAUCCGUGGUGACAGUUACCGAGACUGGCCAGAGCACCGUGACUCAGACCAGCACCAGUGUCUUUGCCAUUACUACCACCACUAGCAUCUGCUCAGUGGCCAGCAGUGCUGUGACCCAGUCCUGCUCAAAUGGGGUCUGGUCAGCAGGCUCGAACUACUACUCCGCGAACUGCGGAGGGUUGUCUCUCAGCGGCGCGACAACAAUUCGUGCCUAUGCAGGCAUUCCCUAUGCAUUGUGCUACCAAUUCUGUAGCGAGAUUUCCACCUGCGUGGGGGCCAAUAUAUACCAUAUUGGUGCAGUUACCGAUUGCUUUUUGAUCAGCGGUACGCCAACUGUCGUGGCAGCUGCUUCAACGAUGUCGGUGAUCGAAGUCUUGACGACCAAUCCUUGUGUGGAAACGAUAAUUAUGACAUCUAGCACGACUGAAACUGUGGUAUUGACCGUUGACUAUACCACCACUUCUAUCUCGACAACUAUUGUCUCAACCCCGACCCCGACUCCUGCUCAGACUCCAGUGUCAUAUUCCAUACUGCUAUCAUCGGUGGUAUCCAGCGCGGCUCAGUCAUCCUCUACUCCAGUAGCUUCUCUGUCCAACUCCAUGCCCGUUGCACCUUCUUCCAUUCCUUUCAAGUCAUCUCCUGCUAGCUCACCUUCGCUAUCGAUUAUUGUAUCGCCAAGCGCAGUUCCAAGCAUAUUCCCUAGUUCUAUACCUGUCCCAUCUUCAUCCAUUCCUUUCAAGUCUUCAUCGUCGCUCAUUGCAUCCUCAAGCGCAUCCUCAAACCCAUCCCCCAGUUCUAUUGCCGUUGUGCCUUCUUCCAUUUCUCUCAAGCCCUCUCCCGCUAGCUCGCCCUCCUCAUCGCUCAUUGCCUCCCCAAUCUUGUCUUCAAUUUCGUCACAUGUGUUCUCUUCUUCCACUGCAAGUCUAUCUCUGUCUUCCUCAUUUCGCGCACCCUCUAAGAGCCUGCAACUGUCACCGGUAUCCUCUCCAAGACCAAAAUCAUCUCCAACCGGUUUCUUGACUCUUCCGGGAACUGUUUCUUCCCAAUCUGGAUCACAGCCCUUAGAAUCCGGUCUGGACGAUACGCCGGCUACGACUGCACCGGAAGGUCCUCCUGCUCGUGUGACAUCGAGCGGGGAUAUCAUUACUGAAACUAUCUAUACCACCGUCGUCUCUACCGUCUACAAGUGCGCCUCUACAGUGAAGGAUUGCCCCUUCUCUGAGAGAACUCCCUCACCAGUGACGCAAAAAAUGCCCACUGCAACGUCUGUCUACUCGAUCAGCACUUCCACUGUCUAUGAAACCCGCACUCACACCAUCAGUGCGUGCCCACUGUGGAAGAGAAAGUGUCGCCCGUCCGAAAUGACCACGUCUAUGGCCACUGAGACUAGCGAGGCUUACACGACUACGGUUUGGGUUCCAAUAGCAAGCACACUGCCUACUAUCACCAUUACUGAUAUAGAGACCAAAACUCGAGAUGAGCUGUCUCCUCCUUCAGAGACCACUUGA
Molecule: messenger RNA, 1575 nt
Organism: Penicillium daleae
Lineage: Eukaryota; Fungi; Ascomycota; Eurotiomycetes; Eurotiales; Aspergillaceae
Exons: 2
Coding region: 1-1575 (524 amino acids)
Source: RefSeq, a predicted model, not a curated record